This is a messenger RNA of Rotaria socialis, 1053 nucleotides long. The record is from the annotation of a GenBank genome assembly. NCBI's taxonomy places the organism in Eukaryota, Metazoa, Rotifera, Eurotatoria, Philodinida, Philodinidae.
AUGUUCGACGGAUACAACGGUCGCCGACGGUUAAAAAAUACUUUAGCCAUAGCUCUCGGUCUCAUAGUUUUAAUAGCACUUUAUUAUACACCACCAGCAAAAGUAUCUCCAUCUCAAGAAAAGCCAGUACCACAAAUAAUUGCACAAGCACCAAACACUCCAUCACAGCCGAUAGUAACAAAACAAAGACCAGGUGUUCUAUCAAAUAUUGAAUUUAUUAAUUCUCCUUAUCUAUCUCUUCAUUUAUUGCACACUAAUUUCAUACCAAUCAUUGUCCUAUCGAAAGCUGCUAAUGUUGAAAUACGUGAUUCUAUACGACGUACGUGGGGUUUUUAUAGGCCAUAUCUCAAUGAUACACUACGUAUUAAGAUAUUUUUUCUCGUUGGUACAGAUGAUUUUAUGAUACAACGUAUACGUACUGAACAAAUUGUUUUCGAUGAUGUGAUUCAAGUUUCUAUGCCAGAUAUGCAUACAUUUUCUGCUUUUAAAGAAUAUUCUGCCAUGCUAUGGGUUCGUAAUUACCUACCUAACGUACCAUUCUAUAUAAAAGCGGACGAUUGUCUUAUUAUUAAUAUGAGAGUUUUAGUUGGCAAAUUUUUAUCAAUACUGAAACCGCUUGCUAAUAAAAGUGUUGUGAUUGGUUGGUAUCUCACAGAAAAUACUGUACAACGUGAUCGCUUUCAAAAACUUGCAAAUUCUGUAAUGAGCGAAACAGAUGGUGACUUCCGCUUUGCAAUGAAUUUAUUUUAUGUCGUAACCGCAAAAGGUGCUGAUCGCAUGUUGGAAACAUUAAGUAAAAUUGAACAAGUCGAUUGUCCUGGUGAAAUAUUUGUGACCGGUAUUCUUCGAGAUGCUGCCAAUGUUGAUAUGACUAAUUUACAGCUAUAUGCGGAAAAUUUUAGAUUUGAAUUCGCUGAUGGAUCAUGUAGAAGCGCAUUUGAGAAAGAUCGUAACUUAUUAAUCUGUACAUCAUCAUCACAUAUUGGUCCUAUUCGUUCCAUGUCUGAAUAUUUCGAUGGUUGGCAUGCAAUAACCGCACCACUACCAGCAUAG